AUGGCGGACCAAAAUAUUUCGCAGUACAAAUACUCGGCGAUGUCCAACCUGGUUCUCCAGGCGGACCGUCGUUUCAUUUCUCGCGUCAACGAUGAACCCACUGGAGACCCGGAAUCUCUGGCAGGCCGCAUUACUAUCCGAGAAAUGGGCGGUAGAAUUGCGCAUGACGAUGCGCCAAAGUUGAAGAAGAAAACUACUGGGCCGACAGAUAUCGAACGAGGUGCAAUUCGAGAGGGUGAGGACGUGCUUGCCCGCGAACAGAGAAAACGCCAACGGGGCCAACCAGCACAACUCCGAGGCCAAGGGAUUCUCUCAGCUGCUGAUGCUGUGGUUGAAGGCCUGAAAUACCGUCCUCGCACUCCUGCCACCCGCGCUACGUACGAUCUCAUCCUUACUAUGACUGCAGGCCAUCUUGGCGACGUCCCCCAUGAAGUGGUUCGAAGUGCUGCCGACGCCGUAUUGGAGCUUCUUAAGGACGAAGAAAUGAAAGAGUUUGAUAAGAAAAAGGAGGUUGAUGACUUACUCGGUAGCUCCAUGAACCCUAAAGAGUUCAAUGAGCUCAUGAACCUGAGCAAGAAAAUUACGGACUACGAUGCACAGGACGAUGACGAAGAAAUGGGCGGAGGAUUGGAAGGUGAGGCGGGCGAAGAACUCGAUGAAAGGCAAGGCGUUGCCGUUGUCUUCGAUGAAGAAGAGGAAGAGGAUGAGCGUAUGGGCACUGUCGAUGAAAUUCGGGAUGAAGAUUCGGAUGAAGAAGAUCUGGACGAGCAAGACGCACCAGGUAUUGGUGAAGUAACGACUGAAAAGGCAGACCUUGAUAACGUUGAUGAUGCCGACGAAAUGAUAAUAGAUGGCGGCGUAUCUCGUGGCGAGGGCCGUCGAGAUAAGGGACUGAGUGUUCCUGCCCGGGAAAUUGACGCCUAUUGGCUUCAGCGCGAGAUCGGAGGUGCCUAUUCGGAUGCUCAUAUACAGCAGGAAAAGGCCACCGAAGCUUUCGAGAUCCUUGGUGGCAAGGGGGAGGAUGGUGCAGAGAAGUCGCUACGAGACGUCGAAAACGAUCUUAUGGACCUGUUUGACUACGAUCAUCCCAAUCUUGUUGCAAAAUUGGUAACAAACCGAGAUAAGAUUGUCUGGGCCACACGAUGGCGAAGGGUGGCCGAAGAUUCGGAUGCGCGCCACCUUGUCGAAAGCGAAAUGGUCGAAGCUGGACAUCGCUCUAUACUGGACGAAAUCCGGGGCAAGACGGUCCGCAUUGAUGGGGCAUCCCGUCCGGAGAGGAAGAUCAAGCUUGAUCUGAUGGACGUCGAUGUACCAAACGCACCUUCUGACGAAAAACCGACCGAGGGCGGCGCUGUUGGCGGUCUCCAGCCGCAGAGGCUGAUUAACUUGGAAAAUCUCGUCUUCCACCAAGGUAACCAUCUGAUGACAAACCCCAGCGUCAAACUACCACAGGGUUCCACCAAACGCACCUUCAAAGGGUACGAAGAAAUUCAUGUGCCGCCACCGAAACCCAAGAGAGACCCAGGCGAGAAGAAUAUUCCAGCUACAGAGCUGCCCGAGUGGGCCCGUGUCGGCUUUGGAAGCUCAAAAGAGCUUAACCGCAUACAAACCAAGUGUUUCCCAACUGCCUUCCACGAUGAUGGGAAUAUGCUUGUCUGCGCCCCGACAGGGUCCGGAAAGACUAACGUCGCCAUGCUCACUAUUCUGCGCGAGAUUGGGAAGAAUCGCAACCCGGAGACAGGGGAAGUAAUGCUGGACGACUUCAAAAUAGUCUACAUUUCGCCCUUGAAAGCUUUGGUUCAGGAGCAAGUAGGAAAUCUCGGCGCGCGUCUUGAGCCUUACGGCAUCAAGGUGGCCGAGCUGACCGGUGACCGCCAACUCACGAAGCAGCAAAUCGCUGAAACCCAGAUUAUUGUUACAACCCCCGAGAAAUUCGACGUUAUCACAAGAAAAGCCUCUGAAACAAGCUAUACCAAGCUCGUGCGUCUAGUCAUCAUCGAUGAGAUCCAUCUUCUCCACGACGAGCGAGGUCCCGUAAUCGAAAGCAUUGUGAGCAGGAUUAUUCGUAAUGGGGAGCAGACUGGCGAUCAAGUGCGCCUUGUUGGUCUCAGUGCCACUCUCCCCAAUUAUCGUGACGUGGGAAGCUUCCUGCGAGUGGAUCCUAUCAAAGGUCUGUACCAUUUUGAUGGGUCCUAUAGGCCAUGCCCUCUGAAGCAGGAAUUCAUUGGUGUUACCGAUAAAAAGGCCAUCAAACAAUUGAAAACUAUGAACGAUAUCUGCUACAACAAAGUCCUCGAGCAGGUUGGGCAACGGAGGAACCAGAUGCUGAUCUUCGUCCAUUCCCGAAAAGAAACAGCUAAGACCGCCAAGUACAUCAGGGAUAAAGCACUGGAGAUGGAAACUAUCGGACAAAUUCUACGGAGUGAUGCUGCUAGCAGAGCCAUCUUAGCUGAAGAAGCCGAAUCUGUUGACGAUGCUUCACUUAAAGACCUCUUGCCAUAUGGGUUUGGUAUUCAUCAUGCUGGACUGAGCCUGGCUGACCGUGACUCGGUUCAAGCCCUCUUCAGUGAUGGAAGCAUUCAAGUCUUGGUUUGUACGGCUACUCUUGCCUGGGGUGUUAACCUUCCUGCCCAUACAGUUAUCAUCAAGGGUACUCAGAUCUAUUCCCCGGAGAAAGGUAGCUGGGUUGAGCUUAGUCCUCAGGAUGUCCUGCAGAUGCUGGGACGAGCUGGACGACCACAGUAUGACACCUUUGGCGAAGGAAUUAUCAUUACCUCACAAACCGAGAUCCAGUACUAUCUUUCACUUAUGAACCAACAAUUGCCUAUCGAGAGUCAGCUCAUGAGUAAACUGGCUGAUAACAUGAAUGCCGAAAUUGUUCUUGGGAACAUCCGAACGCGAGAUGAGGGUGUUGACUGGCUAGGUUACACCUACUUGUUUGUGCGCAUGCUUCGCUCUCCUGGUCUAUAUAGCGUCGGAGCAGAUUAUGAGAACGAUGAUGCCUUGGAACAGAAGCGAGUUGACCUCGUACACUCCGCUGCCGUCAUCUUGGAACGGGCGGGUCUUGUCAAAUACGAGAAAAAGACUGGCCGUCUGCAGUCUACCGAACUGGGUCGGAUUGCUUCGCAUUAUUACAUCGGCCAUAACUCGAUGCUGACGUACUCGCAACACAUCCAGCCAUCGAUUACCACCAUUGAGUUAUUCCGUAUAUUUGCUCUCAGCGACGAGUUCAAGUACAUCCCAGUCCGCCAAGAUGAGAAACUUGAGUUGGCAAAGCUCUUGGGUCGCGUGCCCGUUCCGGUCAAGGAAGGCAUUGACGAGCCCCAUUCAAAGAUUAAUGUUCUCCUGCAGGCCUAUAUCUCGAGACUCAAGCUUGAAGGGCUUGCCUUGAUGGCAGACAUGGUGUAUGUCACCCAAUCCGCCGGCCGUAUCUUGAGGGCAUUAUUUGAAAUCACGUUGAAGAAGGGAUGGUCCUCCGUAGCGAAGACGGCUCUUGAUCUCUGUAAGAUGGCUGAAAAGCGGAUGUGGCCAACCAUGACACCACUACGCCAGUUCCCAUCUUGCCCGCGGGACAUUAUGCAGAAGGCUGAGAGGAUCGACGUGCCUUGGUCCAGCUAUUUCGACCUUGAUCCCCCCCGUAUGGGCGAGCUCUUGGGUAUGCCCAAGGCUGGACGAGUCGUUUGUGAUCUUGUUUCCAAAUUCCCACGCCUGGACGUGCAGGCCCAGGUGCAGCCUAUUACUCGCUCCAUGCUCCGCGUCGAAUUGACAAUCACACCAAAUUUCGUCUGGGAUGAGAGCGUGCAUGGUACCGCGCAGGACUUCUGGGUUUUGGUCGAAGACUGUGACGGCGAAGACAUCCUGUUCCAUGACCAAUUCGUCCUACGGAUGGACUUUGCGCAGUCUGAAAUGAAUGAACAUCUUGUGGAGUUCACUGUGCCCAUUACCGAGCCUAUGCCUCCUAACUAUUUCAUCUCACUCGUCUCUGACCGUUGGAUGCACUCGGAAACUAAAAUCGCCGUCUCCUUCCAGAAACUGAUCCUUCCUGAACGCUUCCCGCCGCAUACGCCUCUGCUGGACAUGCAGCGCGCCCCAGUAAAGGCACUGAAGCGUGGAGAUUAUCAGCAAUUGUACCCUGACUGGCAGUACUUCAACAAGAUUCAGACGCAGACAUUCAAGUCCCUUUUCGAUACGAAUGACAAUGUCUUCAUUGGCGCUCCUCCCGGCAGCGGCAAGACUGUCUGUGCAGAACUUGCUUUGCUUCGCCAUUGGUCUACCGAAGAUGCCGGCCGGGCUGUUUACGUCAGUCCAUUCCAGGAGCUUGUUGAUCAGCGGCUGGCUGAUUGGGAGAACCGACUGGCCAAGGUUGCUGGUAGCAAGAAAAUCGUGAAACUCACUGGUGAGACAACAGCUGAUCUGAAGCUUUUGGAGCAUGCAGACCUGGUUCUCGCUACGCCCACUCAGUGGGACGUUCUCUCCAGACAAUGGCAUAGACGCAAGAACGUCCAAACUGUGAAAUUGUUCAUUGCGGAUGAGCUUCACAUGUUGGGAGGGUACGGUGGCUAUGUGUAUGAGGUGGUGGUGUCACGUAUGCAUUCUAUUGCACUUCAGCUAGAGAAUGGCUUGCGUCUUGUUGGGUUGAGCGUGCCUCUCGCCAAUGCUCGUGAUAUUGGCGAGUGGAUUGGUGCCAAUAAGCACACCAUAUACAACUUCAGCCCGCAUGCUCGCCAGGUGCCUCUCGAGCUCCACAUUCAAUCCUUUACCAUUCCUCAUUUCCCCUCCCUCAUGUUAGCAAUGGCCAGGCCAGCAUAUUUAUCGAUCAUGCAGCUGUCUCCGGACAAGCCCGCACUGGUUUUCGUGCCUUCUCGGAAACAGACUCGCUCAACAGCAAUGGACCUGUUAGCUGCUUGUGCCAUUGAUGGUGACGAGGAUCGGUUCCUUCAUGCUGAUGUCAACGAACUGGAGCCUCUUCUGAGCCGAGUUCAAGAGCGAACACUCGCCGAGUCGCUUUCUCAUGGCAUUGGAUACUACCACGAAGCAUUGAGUCCUUCGGAUAAGCGGAUCGUCUCCCACCUGUUUACCAUUGGUGCCAUCCAAGUGCUCCUUGCCUCACGUGAUGUUUGCUGGGAGAUCAACCUCACGGCGCAUCUAGUGAUUGUCAUGGGAACGCAGUUCUUCGAGGGCCGAGAGCAUCGGUAUAUCGAUUAUCCUGUCAGUGAGAUUUUGCAGAUGUUUGGCAAGGCUUCUCGACCUGGGGAAGAUAAGAUCGGGCGUGGCGUGCUGAUGGUUCCCGCUGUGAAGCGUGAAUAUUACAAAAAAUUCCUCAACGAAGCGCUGCCUGUCGAGAGCCAUCUACAGGUCUACUUGCACGAUGCUUUUGUGACGGAAAUGAGUACCAGGACAAUCACCUCAACUCAGGAUGCUGUUGACUGGAUGACGCACACUUACUUCUAUCGUCGUCUUUUUGCCAACCCUAGUUUCUACGGACUCAGUGACGUCAGCCACGAAGGUCUUAGCACGUUCUUGUCGGAACUAGUUGAGAACACGUUGAAGGAACUUGCAGAAGCCAAGAUCAUAGAUCUGGAUGAAGACGAUGAUAGCGUUUCUCCCUUGAAUGCAGCGAUGAUUGGAGCUUACUACAACAUCUCCUUCAUCACAAUGCAGACUUUCCUUCUUUCAUUGUCGGCUCGCACGAAACUGAAGGGCAUCCUCGAGAUUGUCACAUCUGCCACGGAGUUUGAGUCCAUUCAGAUGCGUCGCCACGAAGACCACAUCCUGCGUCGUGUCUAUGACCGAGUUCCGGUGAAAAUGUCCGAGCCCGCGUACGACUCACCACAUUUCAAGGCCUUUGUCCUGCUGCAGGCCCAUUUCUCGCGCAUGCAACUCCCGAUUGAUCUUGCCAAGGACCAAGAAGUUAUUGUUAGCAAAGUUUUGAAUUUGCUUAGCGCAUGUGUGGACGUUCUUUCAUCGGACGGACAUUUGAACGCCAUGAAUGCCAUGGAGAUGUCACAGAUGGUUGUUCAAGCCAUGUGGGAUCGGGAUAGCCCUCUGAAACAAAUCCCUCACUUCGGACCCGAUGUUAUCAACGUGGCUAAAGAAUACAACAUCAAUGACAUUUUCGAGUUUAUGGAGGCUAUGGAUCCUUCCGAAAACAAGGACUACUCUACUUUGGUCAAACGUCUCGGGCUCGACAACAAGCAGCUAGCGCAAGCCGCAGCCUUUACUAACGAGAAGUACCCUAAUAUCGAUCUCGAUUUCCAGGUGGAGGACCCAGAGAAUAUUACCUCUGGUGAGCCGGCAUACCUCAAGGUCAAGAUUGAGCGGGAGGUCGAAGAGGAUGAAGAGCUCGAUACGACGGUCCACGCACCUUUCUACCCCAACAAGAAGAUGGAGAACUGGUGGCUGGUGGUGGGAGACGAGAAGACGAAGAGUUUGUUUGCCAUAAAGCGGGUAACCAUUGGCCACAAGCUGGAGCUGCGCUUGGAGUACAUCGUGCCCACACCGGGUGAGCACGAAUUGACCCUAUACCUGAUGAGUGACAGCUACGUGGGUGUGGACCAGGCCCCUACAUUCACUGUAACGGCCGCCGAAGGUAUGGAAGAGGAUGAAAGUGAAGAGGAGGAAGAGUAA
Aspergillus tanneri is the source of this 6627-nucleotide messenger RNA. RefSeq names its product ATP-dependent RNA helicase BRR2 (gene BRR2). Gene Ontology annotation, cellular component: nucleus. The record is from RefSeq and is a predicted model, not a curated record. Bases 1 to 6627 code for a protein of 2208 amino acids. Lineage: Eukaryota; Fungi; Ascomycota; Eurotiomycetes; Eurotiales; Aspergillaceae. Gene Ontology annotation, molecular function: ATP hydrolysis activity; nucleic acid binding; ATP binding. The transcript is spliced from 2 exons.